Molecule: messenger RNA, 1184 nt
Organism: Helobdella robusta
Lineage: Eukaryota; Metazoa; Annelida; Clitellata; Rhynchobdellida; Glossiphoniidae
Exons: 4
Coding region: 1-390 (129 amino acids)
Molecular function (GO): protein binding
Source: RefSeq, a predicted model, not a curated record
AUGGGCUUCAGGCCACAGAAAACGUCAUCAACGUCAACGUCAGCGUCAACAACGCCAGCCUCCUACAAAGAGAUAAGUUUGUUGUACGAGGAUCAGAAGAUCAAGUCGAACCCUCUGAAGAAUCGAUGUCGGAGGACCAUCAUAUUGAACAAGGAGGGGUCCUCGUGUGGCUUUACCCUUCAGACGUACGCAAUCAAGAACCACAGGAAGAACAGGUCAGAACUGAUCACGUACGUUGAUUAUGUUGAAUAUAAUGGUCCCGCACAUCGAGCUGGUAUGAGGAGAGGGGAUGUGAUCCUAGCGAUAAACAACGAGAACAUUGAGAAUCUGCAGCACGAUCAGCUGGUCCAUCUUGUACAACAUGCCAGCAAUCCUCUCAGGUUCACAUGAUUAUUUUUUUGCCGUUUGGAAUUCCGACGCCAUGCUCAUGCUGGUCCUGGCAGCGAUGAUGAUGGUGAUGGUGGUGGUAGUGAUCCCCGUUUCAACUUGAAAGAGUGAAGAUGAAGGAAUGAAGAAAUGAAAGGAUGGAUGGGUGGAUGGAUGGAUAAGUGAUUAACUGUAUGAAUGAUUAAAUGGAUAGAUGGAUGUAUGGAAGGGGAUUGAUUUGAUAAAAAAAAGUAAAUGAACGAACGAUAGGAUGGAUGAAUGUAAAAUUUAUGGAUUGAUGAAUGGAUAGAGUGGUGAAUGAAUGAACGAGUGAAUGAUUUGGUGGAUUAAUUUAUAUUUAAUUGAAUUAAUAUAAAUAGAUGGAUAGAUGGAUGAUUUGAUAGAAGAAUGAUUGAUUGAAUGAAUGAAUGAACGAAUAAAUGAAUAACGACAAUUAUAACACCUUGUAUUAAUAACGUUAUAAAAAACUUUAUGCAUGCUUACUUAAAUACAUACAUACAAACAUUUAUACAAACAAACAUUCAUGCAUGCAUACAUACAAACAAACAUACAUACAUACAAACAAACAUACAUACAUACACACAAACAUACAUACAAACAUUCAUAUACACAUACAUACGUACGUUAUAUCCAUAUUUUUUUGUUAUCAUGUACGUAUGUGUGUAUAUAUCUAUGUAUCUAUUUAUGUAGAUAAAUGUAAUGUACGUACAUACAAUGUACAUUCCAAUUACAUGUAUGUAUGCAUUAUAUUGAAAACAACAACAACGCAAUAAUACAACACGUUUUCUUUACGUGUA